Molecule: messenger RNA, 1775 nt
Organism: Pyrus x bretschneideri (Chinese white pear)
Lineage: Eukaryota; Viridiplantae; Streptophyta; Magnoliopsida; Rosales; Rosaceae
Product: stigma-specific STIG1-like protein 2
Exons: 1
Coding region: 371-754 (127 amino acids)
Source: RefSeq, a predicted model, not a curated record
AUAUAUAUAUAUAUAUAUAUAUAUAUCAUUGUACCAAGUUCCAACCUGUAAUUUUAUUGUAGCCUAAUCACAUUUCAUCAACAAGAGGCUUUAAGUUUACUACUUUUUUUUUUCACUUUUUUUUUUUUGUCUUUGACUUUAUGAUUUCUUCAUACACAAUAUUCAGCAAGGGAGUAAUUUGCAAGUAGCUAGCCCAAUGAAUUUAGACUGCCAUUGAAUAAUGCAUGACUACAUUCAGUUUCCUGUUUUUAACUCUCCCCUCAGUCUUUCUAUAAAACCCUACAUGUUAUUGAUGCCUAGUAAGUACCUCAGAAGCUCCUACCUUUCCCUACAAUAAAAAUACAUCAUUUGAUUUCCUCAUUAUUCAGUUAUGGCCAUGAAGUUGAUGAACAUUUUCUUUACUCUCCUAGCAGCAAUGGCCGUUGCUGCAGCUGCAAAUAUAGACACUGAUUAUAUCGAAGACGGGGAAAUGCAAAGGAGUACUACUGAAGCAGCAUUGCCUGAAAUACCAGAUGAAGCAAAAGCAACUACUUCUUUAAGAGGAGUGAGCCGUUUUCUUGCUCAAAAGAAUCUACUCGCGAAUGCGAGUUGCGACAGGUUUCCCCUGGUUUGUCAUCUGAGGAACAGUCUGGGGCAUGACUGCUGCAACGACAAAUGUGUUGAGGUGAAGACUGAUCGAUUCAACUGCGGGACGUGCGGCCACAAAUGCAAGUACACUGAGAUUUGUUGCAAGGGCAAGUGCAUCAACGCAUAAUUGACAAGAUGCAUUGUGGUGGGUGCAACAAGAGGUGCAACAAGGGCGAGUGUGUUUAUGGGAUGUGCAAUUAUGCAUGAUUUAACUCUGCUGCUAUACUUAUACUCUGAUUACACUACAUUAUGACAAAUUAUACAUAAAUAAAAGAAAUACAAAUUAUGCAUAAAUUUAUUGUUCUUGUGAAAUGCUUGCCCAUGCUUCUGUAUCCUGUAUCCUUUUUACUGUUGGAGUUACCAUACCUAUUACGCGCGUGAGAGAGUGACCAUUAAGAGCCUAGGAGUGUUCAUCUUAACUACAUAUAUACCUAGACUAUUUUUGUUUCGAUAAACUCUUUAUCAUACCUUUGAACAUAUGAACAUAUCGUAUCUUUAAGCAACCCACGUUGCUAAAUCCAAAUUCAUGGGCUGAACUUCUAAGCAGUGAAACAAUGCUUGGAUGGCUGAUCAGCUUGAUGGGUAUCCACAGUUUCUCCAUGUCCCCUUCUUUCCCUACAAGCAUUGGUACAUAACCUUUUCGAACUCUCUCUCUCUCUCCUCCAUUGUUUCACUGCAGCUUGUCCUCCCAUAACCUUCCAGCUAGCCUCUCAUCUUAAUAAUAAUAACAAUAAUCUCCAAUUCCUCUCAGGUCUUGAGCUUAUUGUGUGUCUGUUUUUUUGGUCAUGAUUUGAUUGUGUUGUCUUGGAUAUACAUGUUACACAUAAGCAAGUGCCAUGUUAGCAAUUGCUCAUGUCAUAAGAUAACUUUGGAAUGUUGUAUAUGUAAACAUGAAAAUCCUGUGACAAAUGACAAGAGAACACGUGUACAAAAUAAUAUUUGUAUGAAUGUAAUUGUAGGGUUACAAUCUCUUUACAACUUGACCUCGGUUUCGAUCUCCGAAAUUUAAAGUGUGUAGUGUUGUUGAUCAAAGGGUCGCGAUGACUUGAUCUUGGAUGAACGGAUGCUGCAAGGUUUUGGUUCUUGUCAAAGGAGGAAUUGGCAUGUGUAGGCGUUUGAGUGCUUAAGAGCUUCAGAGUUUCAAAGCU